AUGUAUACAUUAAAAGCUCUUACAGAAACACUUGAAAAAAAAAAUUUGUCUUUAGUUGACGCUGCUACUUUAAUAGAUACAACUAUUCAAGUUUUAGAAGAAAUUAACUCAAAUACAAACUCAAUGAAUAAUUUAAUUGACAGUGCUAUAUCAUUUUCAACAACUUUAGGAAUAAAUCCAGAAAAUGAUUUUAAAAUACACCAUCGUCAUAAAAACCCACCUACUUGGUUAGACAAAAACUCUAAAACUCAGAUGAAACAUAUUUUGUCAUUAACAAAAACAGUUUGUGAUCUAGCUCUUACCGCUCCAGUCAGUGUUGCAACAAAUGAGAGAACUUUUAAGAAGGACGUAGCAGAUAAACUUAAUUUGAGCAAUAUUGUCAAUGACUGGGCAUCUUUAAAAAAUCGAAGAAUUCAAUUAUUGUAA
Molecule: messenger RNA, 426 nt
Organism: Macrosiphum euphorbiae (potato aphid)
Lineage: Eukaryota; Metazoa; Arthropoda; Insecta; Hemiptera; Aphididae
Source: the annotation of a GenBank genome assembly